Messenger RNA from Callorhinchus milii (elephant shark), 2981 nucleotides. It is a transcript of the gene atg14, whose product is annotated as autophagy related 14. Lineage: Eukaryota; Metazoa; Chordata; Chondrichthyes; Chimaeriformes; Callorhinchidae. The record is from RefSeq and is a predicted model, not a curated record. The coding region runs from base 7 to 1506 and encodes 499 amino acids. The transcript is spliced from 10 exons. Gene Ontology annotation, cellular component: extrinsic component of omegasome membrane; autophagosome; mitochondria-associated endoplasmic reticulum membrane contact site. Gene Ontology annotation, biological process: mitophagy; cellular response to starvation; autophagosome assembly.
AGCGCGAUGGCGUCGGCGCCCGGGCCGCGGGCAGCUCAGCCGGUACCGCCGCCGCCCCCGCCGCUCCUCCCGCCGCUCCUGCCGCUCGCCCUGCCGCUCCUCGACUCGGUGGACGACGCCGAGGGUCUGUACGUGGCCGUGGAGCGCUGCCCGCUCUGUAACACGGCCAGGAGGCGCCUGACGUGCGCCAAGUGCAUCCUGGCCGGGGACUUCGUGUACUUCGACGGCAGGAACUCGGAGAGGUAUGCAGACAAGCUGGACCGGCUAAAAUGCUUGAGAAAUGAAAAAGAUGAAUACCAGCAACAAGUUAUCAAAGCUAUUGAAGGAAAGUGGAAAGCUGAUGAGUUGAAAUGGAAGAUUAUGUCUUGCCAAAUGAGGAUUGAACAGCUGAAGGAGGCGAUUUCCUCUGGAAAUGAUGACGUCCAAAGAGAUACUGAAUUAGUGCUUAGAAAUCAGGAUGACAAUGUAAAGCUGCAGCGGCGAGCUCAGCGACAUCAAGACAAAAAGGACAAGAUUCAAAGACACAUCCGUAAACUUGGGGAUCUGGUCGAGAAGAAAAAUGCUGACCUUUGCAAUCGACACGAACUGUUGGCCGGCAAUCGCUGGUCAAAUAUCCUGGAGCUAACCAGUGUGAUUUUCCCACUCCAAGAGGUGAAAACGAGUGUGAGGGAUCCGGCAGAUACAGCCUUGGAAUCCGACAGCAGUAUGACCUCAAGUACUGUGAGCGAGCUGGCAGAGGCUAGGAGGACAACUUAUCUCUCUGGCAGGUGGAUCUGUGAUGACAAUAACGGGGAAACGAAUAUAAGCAUCACAGGCUCUUGGAUAUACCUUCCCAGCAAUGGGGAUUACUCAUCAUAUUAUAACUGGGUGGAAGAGAAAAAGACUGCCCAGGGACCCGACGUGGAGCAGAGUAACCCCGCGUAUACCAUCAGUGCGGCACUGUGCUACGCCACACAACUGGCAAAUACGCUUUCUCAUAUUCUGGAUGUAAAUCUUCCCAAAAGACUUUACAACAGCGAGUUUUGUGAAGAGAAUAUGAGCAGGAAGAAGUUUAUUCGGGCAGUGAAUAAACUGAAUGCAAACAUCCUACACCUUUGCUUUUCCCAGCAUGUUAACCCUGAGCUGUUGCAUCCUUUGCACACGCUCCGGAAUAUUAUGCAUCUGGUCAGUCCUGGAAAUAGCAAUCUGGGCAGAUCUGGGCCUUUUGAAAUCAGCACUGAUCUUGAAGACUCAAUGGAACUGGUGGACCCGAGCAUUGCUGGUCAGACGGAUGAGAGUGGUGAUGAACAUAUGACUGACGAAGAGACUGAUUUGGGAACAGACUGGGAGACUGUGCCAAGUCCCAGAUUUUAUGACAUCCCAUCUCAGCCAGUGGAAGUGUUGCAGAGUCAGGCCAUGCAGGCGUCGCAACCCAUCAGCGCCAGCACCAGCAGCACAGGUGGUAUGAUAUCUUCUGCGGCAGCAUCAGUUACAUCAUGGUGGAAACAAUACUAUGGCCACCGCUGAUCGUCUGCUGCUGUGGAAUAUAAACAUGAAACCAAGACACCUGGGAAGAACACUUGUUUGAGCACUGCCUAACUUAAUCAGCAGCAAAAAAGACUGUUGUGCUUAUACUGAUCAGAAUGAGCAUAAAACUACUGAAAGCUGCAACAUUUGUCCAGGUUUUGUUUCAGUAUAAGAAAAACUUCUAUUUGUAAAGCAACCCCAGGUUGUGUUUGAUAUUCAGACCUGCCCAGCAUACAUGUUACAUUAUCAAUUGUAAUGUGAAGCUCUAUGUAUUUUCUUCCAAGCUGAACUUAUAUGCUGGCUGCUAAGUACACUUUACAGACUUGCCUGCACGGAUGAGUCAAGUUCCACUUUACCACUGUCCACUUUGCUGGGUCAGUUUACUUAGACUACAGUGGUGGGAGUUGGUUGAAGUUUUGAGUAAAUUGCCUUUUUUGAUUUUUUUUAUAUAUAUAUUUUUAAAUGACGGCUGUGUAGACUAGCAAAAUACCGUUUCCUCAAAAGUGUUUCCCUAAUUUAAAUUUCAGCAAUAGGAGAGUUGACAAUUUUGCUGUCAGACAUUAAUAAAUCCCAAAUCAUGUACUGUAGUUACAAGGAGCUUCACAAUGCUGUGUGGCCAAGUGACAGGCCUUAGUAAAGCUUUAAGAGAUUCUGUGGUCUAUACCAUUAGUCUUCACUUGUUACAAUCCUACACGUUGUUUGACUAAGUGCUGUAAAAUAAACUUGAUUAAGAGCUGGUUUUAAAAAACUAAACUUGGGAAUAUUGUAUUUGAAAUAAUCAAUUGGGUUGUUUUAGAUUUUUGGCACCGCUAUGAUAAAAUAUCAAUGUGGACAAUUUUUCACAAUUUUUAAUCUUUGGUUGAUAUGUAAUCUAAUUUCAAUGGUGUUUUGUUUUACAUGGGGAAAACAAUUAAAUUUAUUAGAAACCUUGUAAAAUCCAAAGUUUAUCCAGCAACCAAUCUGCCAUUAAAUGGUUGGCUGUUUGUAAGUGUCUCCACUAGUCAGCUUACUUAAGGGCAGAUGACCAGAAAAAUGGAGAGCCAGAUAAUACUGGCAUCACCAGGACUUGGAAUUUCAGUAUUUUGUGUUGUGAUUUCACUCCUUUUAUAACUUUUGGAUCAGACUGCACAUCAUGCAGGGUUAUUUCAAUGUGUUUUUCUUUUUCAUCAAGUAUCAGUUGUUGUAAUGGACUGCUAAGGGGGAAUGAUCUUUGUGUGCAUUCCAGUUAAAUUACUACUGUAAUAUAAAUUAUUAUAAUUCUUGCAUUUGAUAUAACGCCAUGUUAUCCAGUGGAAAAAGUAUCAUUACUUCACAGGAGUUACUUUCAAGUGAAGACAGCCAACCUGUAGAUCACAUGGCAAAGAUGCUAACAAUACAAUACAGUUCUGGAUGAUCUGCAGCUUGUGGAGAAGAGUUGGAGUAGUGGAGCCUAGGCGUGGAUGAGGGUUUCGGUGGCCUGAGGGGUGAGGCAGUGG